AUGAGCGCAUCCUCUAGAACCGCUGCCCGCAAGGCGGUUUUAAUAAAUCCCUUUGCAGGGAGGGCUGCUGCUCGACCUGGCCUUGCCCUUCCAUCAGCCUACCUUGGACGACAGAGUCGGCAGUUUCCUUCAGAUUUCGCCGUGCGAGCCCUUCUGAUUCCUAUUCGAAGUAUAUCAACCGAACGGCAUUCAGUUGGGCUCUCCGACGUACCACCCCCUGGUUUCAACGCAGAGCAGGCCAAGAAGCCUCUCCCAAAGACAGAUACGCCUGCCUCGAGCAAGAAGGCGUCCGAGGCUAAAGCAAAAGCAACCGAGGACGCAACCGCUGCAAAGGCAACACAAUCUUCCACUGGCGAGCCCUCUGCAGAACCUAAGUCCUUGACCGAGUUGGCCGCGAAGAAGGCAGCAGAAGUUGAGAAGCAGGAAGGGAAACAGGAGAAGAAGUUGACUCUCGGACAAAAGAUCAAGCAUGAAAUCCAACACUACUGGGACGGUACAAAGCUUCUGGCGACGGAAGUCAGGAUCAGCAGCAAACUAGCAUUAAAGAUGGCUGCCGGUUACGAACUGACCCGACGAGAGAACCGACAACUGCAACGCACAGUUCAGGAUCUUGGACGCUUAGUUCCAUUUUCAGUCUUCGUCAUCGUUCCCUUUGCCGAAGCGCUCCUACCUAUCGCCCUAAGAUUGUUCCCCAAUAUGCUGCCUAGUACAUACGAAGCCCAGCAGUCCAAGGACAAGAAGGCGGCGACGCUACGUGCGACACGUAAAGAGGUCAGCGUUUUCCUCCGGGAGACUCUAAAGGAGACGGGGCUUCCUCUGUCGCCUACGACGACGCAGAAAGAGGAGUUCGCUACGUUCUUCCGAAAAUUACGGGCCACCGGGGAGAAGCCUAGCACAGAUGACGUGAUUAAGGUUUGCAAGGCCUUUAGGGACGACUUGACUCUUGACAAUUUGUCAAGGCCGCAGCUCGUAUCUAUGUGUCGGUACCUGAAUUUGAAUACGUUCGGUACGGACAUCAUGCUCAGGUACCAAAUUCGUCACAGAAUGAGGCAAAUCAAGAGGGACGACAAGGCGAUCAGCUACGAAGGUGUUGACAGUCUUAACGUCGCAGAACUACAGACUGCAUGUGCCAGCCGAGGCAUUAAAACGCAUACAGUAUCGCCCGCUCGACUACGAGAGGACCUUCAAUCUUGGUUGGACCUACGAUUAAAGCACGGUGUUCCUUCGACGCUGCUCGUGCUAAGCAAUGCUUACAUGUACGGCGAGAAGACAGAAGGUGGCUUCCACAGCCAGAUCGAGGCCCUAACUGGUGUGCUAUCAUCUAUCCCCGAGGAACUCUACCACGAGAUCGAGCUUGAGGUGCACAAUGCCGAGGGUGCGGCGACUAACAAGCAACGACUAGAGGUUCUGAAGGAGCAACAGGAUCUGAUCGAGGAAGAGAACGAGCAGAACCAGGAGAACCAGGACACGGGUCUCGCCACGCCCAAGGACGUGGAAGACAUUGACGAUAAAGAGGAUCGUGCUCAAGCAGCGGCUGCAGAGCAGGGCCUUAACAAAGAAGUGGUGGUCGAAGCUGUCGAUGCCGAGGCCGACCUGGUUCAAGCCAAGGAUGCGCAGCAAGAGCAGCAGAAGGUUGUAGAAGAGAAGGUGGAGAAAUAG
Molecule: messenger RNA, 1659 nt
Organism: Daldinia childiae
Lineage: Eukaryota; Fungi; Ascomycota; Sordariomycetes; Xylariales; Hypoxylaceae
Product: LETM1 domain-containing protein mdm28, mitochondrial
Exons: 1
Coding region: 1-1659 (552 amino acids)
Biological process (GO): intracellular monoatomic cation homeostasis
Cellular component (GO): mitochondrial inner membrane
Molecular function (GO): ribosome binding
Source: RefSeq, a predicted model, not a curated record